AUUCAUCGCCUCUUCUUCUUGUUCAUCUUACUCUAACAUCAUGAUUCCUACAACUGGAUCCAAUUCUGUACCUCUGAUCCAAUAUACACAAUUGUCUCCAACUGAGUACUCACAACAGACUCUUGGUGUCAAGAGUGGCAUGAGAAUUGAGACUGAUCAGAUUCGGCUUGAGCCUAUUUUGCUUGAUCGUGAUGUUCCAGAGCUAUGGAAAGUGUACAAGAACCAUCCUGAACUUUGGACUUGGAUGCCUCAUGGUCCGGCGAUGACAUAUGAAGAAUUUUAUGAUGUACAAGCCAAGUUCUGUGCAGCCAAGGAUUUCUUCAACUGGAGUGUAUAUGUCUCUGCUCCUUCUUCUGCCCAGUCCGAUGAAGGAGUCAGCAUCAAGGAGGAAGAGGAGAAGAAGGAGAAGGAGAAGAAAAAGUGGGUACUGUGUGGAUCGAUCUGUCUAUUGGAUAUUUCAUUGCCGUUCCGUCGGUUUGAAGUAGGCAGUAUCUGGUUUCAUCCUUCAGUUCAUGGAACGUUUGUAGUAUUGGAAACGACAUAUGCAUUGUUGAGGUUCUCGUUUGAGCAGUUGCAGGCUGGACGAGUGCAAUGGAAGACUCAUUUCAAGAACAUUGCUUCUCAAAAGGCUGCCGUUAAAUUAGGAUUUGAUCUGGAUGGAAUACAUCGAAAGCAUAUGAUCCAUAUGGAUGGGACAUGGCGUCAUACGUAUUAUUAUUCCAUAACCGAUGAUGACUGGUUUGGACGAGAGGAAGAGACAGUGGAUGGCAGGCCUAAUCUGGAUGUUGCAGCAGCAGCAGCAGCAUUGAUUUCUGAGGGCAUGAAUGAUGGUCAAGCGACAUCGAAGGGAAGGCAGCAUCGGUUGGAGCAAUUGAUGGCAAGCCGUAAAAAUGAAGGCAAAGCCUUACCCGCAACUAUUGCUCUUGGUAAGGCGUUGGUAUGAAAUGGGAUGGCUUGGUGGCGAAAACUGUACCUCGAAAUCUCCCGAACGGACAAAAUGUGAAAGCAAGGUGACCAUGCUCUGACAGUAUAGAUCAAGAUGGGUAUAUAGAUAUGCUUUCUCACCCAUUUGCUCAAAUAAAGAAUAAAGACAAAUGAUAUUAGCUCUUUCUCAC
This is a messenger RNA of Lobosporangium transversale, 1115 nucleotides long. Its product is annotated as acyl-CoA N-acyltransferase. Gene Ontology annotation, molecular function: protein N-terminal-serine acetyltransferase activity; protein-N-terminal-alanine acetyltransferase activity. The record is from RefSeq and is a predicted model, not a curated record. The transcript is spliced from 2 exons. Lineage: Eukaryota; Fungi; Mortierellomycota; Mortierellomycetes; Mortierellales; Mortierellaceae. Bases 41 to 943 code for a protein of 300 amino acids.